This is a messenger RNA of Lolium perenne, 1214 nucleotides long. The record is from RefSeq and is a predicted model, not a curated record. Lineage: Eukaryota; Viridiplantae; Streptophyta; Magnoliopsida; Poales; Poaceae.
GCGACACAAUUAAUAAACCCGAGGCAGAAAAAGAGGUAAUCGUUCCACCAGCUGAUAAGAGUGGAGCGGAGACAGCUAGUAUUAAUUCGCGUACGCUAUUUUUUGGAGAGAAAAGUGGAUUAGUCAACGUCCAGCGGCGGUGCGUAUGUCCCGAUGGAAGAGCAACAGAACAGAGGGAGCUCCAAAUUCAGGUGGAUUCAGCCGUGCGCUCGCGUUAAAAAUCUCCGUGCGGCGGAACGUGCAGGCACUCCUGGCUGCGUGGACACGGCGCAGCAGUCGAGCGUGGUGAAUACGGCCGCCGCGGCCCAGGACUUUGUGGCGCUUGUGAGGAGCGAGUCGCUCGCGUGUGCCCCUGCCGCCACACCGCGCCCAUGUGUGCCGCUCCGGAGGAGGUGACUGCGACGCGCGCGGCUCCUCCAAAUGUACACAUGCCUAUUUUGUCGCUCCUUGACUACUACAGUUUCGGACAACUUAACCCCGAAGGAACAAGGAGAAGUUACCUCGUCUCUCCAUCUUGCAGCUCCACUGCUAUACGAAUAUACGAUCGAUCGACACGAGGUGAAAAUUACAAUACAAGGUAAAACAAAUCGGCAGUGCUACAACAGUGCUUGCCUUCUGUUUCAAGGCUCUUCUGGUUGGUACUAGUACUUGGUUGCGGGAAACCGCCACUGCUGAGCAGACCAGUUUCCUCAGCAUUUCCUGCUCUCAGCUAUCUUCUUCUCCCAGAAGAUGGGGCGUGGGAAGGUGGUGGUGAAGAGGAUCGAGAACAAGGUGAACCGGCAGGUGACCUUCAGCAAGCGUCGCGGUGGGCUGCUGAAGAAGGCGCACGAGCUUGCCGUGCUCUGCGACGCGCACGUCGGCGUCAUCGUCUUCUCCGCCCGUGGCAAGCUCUUCGAAUACUGCAGCCCACUUACCAGGCAUGUUCCUUCAGUUUAUUCACCGCAUAGCACGUUCAUCGCGAUUCUUGAAUCUGCAUUUUCUUCAAUAAAUUUUGGUAUUAAGCUUGCCAAAUGGAUGGCACUAGCCGCGUAGAACGUUCUCUAAAGUUAUCUAAUGAUGUCUAAAUUCAUCCCUAUUCUAAUCAUGUGGCAUCUUUCGAUUAGGAUUCAUGGUCAGAAUCAGAUGCACUUAGCUAUAGACGUUUCCUGAGCUCAGCCUGAAAAGUUCAACAAGUACUCUGUACUCCGGCAUUCCACUUGCAGCUGCAUAUUCAU